This is a messenger RNA of Solanum stenotomum, 3832 nucleotides long. RefSeq names its product serine/threonine-protein kinase D6PK-like. Lineage: Eukaryota; Viridiplantae; Streptophyta; Magnoliopsida; Solanales; Solanaceae. Gene Ontology annotation, biological process: protein phosphorylation. The transcript has 3 exons. Bases 1099 to 3615 code for a protein of 838 amino acids. The record is from RefSeq and is a predicted model, not a curated record. Gene Ontology annotation, cellular component: plasma membrane; nucleus; cytoplasm. Gene Ontology annotation, molecular function: ATP binding; protein serine/threonine kinase activity.
AAAUAAAAGCAAAAAAUACAGUGUCACUUCUCGUGAAAUUCCCCCCAAAAUUCAACUCUUUCUUCCAAUUUUUCAUCUCUUUCUUCAUUCAAUUUCACCCUUCUUUUCUCGUGAUCUCCAAAGUUAUUGUAAUAAUCUCUUCUGGGUUUCCAUUAUUUUCAAUUUUCUCUAUUUUAUACGCAAUUACAGUUCAAAGAACCUUACUUGUUUCCAAUUCAAUGGAGUUUUGACCUCUUGAUCAUCUUAUUUUUUUUUUCAGGUUUCUGCUUCUACCCACUCUCUCUGUAUCCCUUUUUGUGACACAGCUGCAUCUCUUUCCUCACUCAAUUUCGCCCCUCUUUCUCCUGUGCAAAGUUUUUUUGUAAUAAUCAUUUGUGGGUUUUCGUUAUUUUUCAUUUUUUUCCAACUUUAUCUUUGUGGGUUUUCAUUAUUUUUCAUUUUUUUCAACUUUAUCUUUGUGGGUUUUCGUGAUUUUUUUUUUUAAUCAACUUUUUCCUUGUACCCACUUCAAUUUUUUCUUUUUUAAUACGCUUAUACUGUUGAAAGAGCCUUACUUGUUUCCAUUUCAAUGGAGUUUUGAGCUCUUGAUCACUUUUUCAGGUUUCUGGUUCUACCACAUAUUAAUCUUUUCUCAUUCAGUUUUACCCCUCUUUCUCAUGUGUUCUCCAAAGUUUUUGUUAUAAUCACUUGUGGGUUUUUGUUAUUGUCAAAAAAGUUCAACUUUGUACUUGUACCCACUUCAACUUUCUCUCUUUUGUAUUCAUAUACAGUUGAAAGAGCCCUGCUUGUUUUCAUUUCAAUGGAGUUUUGAGCUCUCCCUUCAAUUCUGAUCAUUUUUUUCAGGUUGCUGCUUAUGGUGGAUAAUAACAAGUUUAGGCGUUGAAUGCUGGAAGCAAGAAGCAAGUACCCAGUAUGGUCGCUCUUGUUCAUCUUUGGAGUUGAACAUGAUUGCUCUCCAUUUUGGAGAGUUUCUGAUGUACUGUUUGAUUUGUGUUUUUCUUCCUCUUCAUAUUGCUUUGUUGGAAAUGGGUUAGAGAGUUACUGGCGGACGCAUUAAACUUUGUUUUUCUCAGUCUUAUAUAUAUAUUUUUAGGAAUAAUGGCUAGGUUGCCUGGUAGUAGUGAGAUUACAGAGUUACUAGAUGAUCCUGCAUCUAAAAUGAAUAAAGGUGCACAAAAACAUCAUAAUGUAAAGCAUAUAGAAAAGUAUUGUAUUGGAGAUGAUAUUAAUAAACUGUUUGAGGCGAUAGAGAGUAGGCAUUCCAGUAGGGGUGUCAAAGAUGUGACGAGUAAACGUGCGAUGAAGAGGCCAAUGAGAUCUAGCCCCUCUCGUGCGUCAGGCAUAGGAAUUUCUGAGCCUGUAAGUUUGAAGCAGGCCUUGAGAGGGUUAUGCAUCUCUCAGGCAUCAGAGCUGGCUGCUGUGAAGAAGCAAUUGCCAAAAGCGUCCAGGUUGUCUACAGUCUCAGAAACAGGAGCUGUGAAGAGACUGUACAGCGCUGUCAUAGUUGAGGCCAAUGAUCCUGAACAUCAUGAUGAUGGAGGUAUACAGAAUUUGGUGGAGAUAUCCCUCGUUCCGGAGAGGAGUAUGGUGGAUUCUUUGCGUAAGAGUCCUGAAUCUGAAAAUGUUCCAGUGCAAGAACAAUUCACUUAUGAAGAUGCAUUGAAACAUAAGGCAAGUGAAAUAGCAGCAGAAAGUGAUGCCCUUUAUCAGUCAACUGAUGGUUACGAGUACUUGAAAGAAGUGUCUGGCCAGAAAACGACAUUGGAGUUGCCACAUUCUUCAACUGGAAAUUGUACUGAUAAAGUGGAACUAGUACGAGAUCAGAUGGUGCCUUCUGUAAAUGAAGCUCCAGCAGCUGCAAUUGUAGCAGGCAGGGAGUACGAGCAAGAUUUAAAUUUUGUGUCUUGCUCCUCGUUUUUUGGUGCUGGAAAUAAAGUCAUUAAUCCUACCUCUAACAGUCCAAGUCUGAUAAAACCAGUUUUCAGAAGCAAAACCUUUUUUAAGAAGAAAGUUUUAUCUUCUUUCACCAGCCGUCCGAAGCAUUCUAAUGGUGGAACUGAUAGUGAUUUGUCUUGUAGCACUAGUGAGUUUCCUCAUCAGACACCUGAAUGUGCUCAGAGUAAUAAUCAGAAAGAAGAGGUAGAAGUUAGUUCAUCUUCUCUGAAGUCUGGUUUCGCCAAACUAGGUCUGAGCUCAAACAAUUGUAACAAAGCAAGAAGUAUACUAACACAAGCUGAUGAAAGAUCAAGGCCAAAGGAAAAGGGGCAGAUGUCUCAAAGUUCGAAGAGUAGUAUUGGGGAUUAUAGCAGCACCACGAGCCUUAGUGAUGAAAGCUAUCUCAGUGGGUCUAGUCGCAGUGGUUACCGGCCUCAUAUGUCAAAAGAUUUGAGAUGGGAAGCAAUUGUUUGUGUUCAAAAGCAGCAUGGAGAUAUUGGCUUUAGGCAUUUUAAACUGCUCAGAAAACUUGGAGGUGGGGAUAUUGGGAAUGUUUAUCUGUCUGAGCUAUUGGGCACAAAGUGUCUGUUUGCUGUGAAAGUCAUGGAUAACUACUUCCUGACCAGCAAGAGGAAGAUGACGAGAGCUCAGACUGAAAUAGAAAUUCUUCAAAUACUCGAUCAUCCGUUUCUCCCAACUCUCUUUGCUCAUUUUACCAAUGACAAAUACUCGUGCUUAGUGAUGGAAUAUUGUCCAGGUGGUGAUCUGCAUGUACUGCGACAAAAACAACCAAGCAAUAGUUUCUCUGAACAAGCUGCCAGAUUUUAUGUUGCUGAAGUUCUUCUUGCAUUGGAAUAUCUUCACUUGCUUGGAGUUGUCUACCGGGACUUAAAACCUGAGAAUGUGUUGGUCCGAGAAGACGGUCAUAUCAUGCUGUCUGAUUUUGAUUUAUCUCUUAGGUGUGCUGUUAAUCCUACCUUGGUGAAAUCAUCUUCUCCCAUCAUGGAGCUUCCAAAAAAGUCUAGUCCGUGCUCAGCUAGCUGCAUAGAUCCCUUCUGCCUACAUCCAUCGUGGCAAGUAUCUUGCUUUGGCCCCAGGUUUCUAUCCACAGAAGCAAAGACACGUAAAGUAAAGGCUGACCUAGCUGCACAAGUCUCACCUUUAACGCAACUUGUUGUGGAGCCAACCAACGCUCGAUCCAACUCAUUUGUAGGAACCCACGAGUAUCUAGCUCCGGAGAUUAUCAAAGGUGAAGGUCAUGGCAGUGCUGUAGAUUGGUGGACCUUUGGAAUCUUUCUGUACGAGCUUAUAUACGGAAGGACUCCUUUCAAAGGGCCAGGAAAUGAGGAUACACUAGCCAAUGUGGUUUCUCAAUGUCUCAAGUUUCCAGCUAGUCCUACAGUUAGCUCUCAUGCAAGAGACUUAAUCAGAAGGUUGCUGCAGAAGGAACCCGAGAAUAGGUUAGGAGCUAUGAGAGGGGCAGCAGAGAUAAAACAGCAUCCGUUCUUCGAGGGACUUAACUGGGCGUUAAUUCGAUGCUCAACACCUCCAGAAAUGCCUAGAUCCUAUGACUUGACAAAUGUUGCUGUCCCUGACGCCAACCGACUAAAGAAGGAACGCGACAAGUGUCAAAAUGAGUUGAAAAACAUAGGAGAGGAUAUUGAGUUUCACAUGUUUUAGAAUACACUAGAGUCUGCAGGUAUGAGAAGGACGGGUUUGAUUUUACAUUUUAACACAUUGUGUCUGAUCUAUGUAACUAAUAAUAGGCAGUAAUGUAACAUAUAUAUAGUGUACAUGUUCUACAAAGUGCAACACAUGAAGAGCAUAUAAUGUAAUCAUGUUUUCAUAAAAUUGUUGACUGUGCUAUCAUGUAUCAAAGAUAUAUAUUAUGAUGUCC